Messenger RNA from Didymodactylos carnosus, 435 nucleotides. The record is from the annotation of a GenBank genome assembly. NCBI's taxonomy places the organism in Eukaryota, Metazoa, Rotifera, Eurotatoria, Philodinida, Philodinidae.
AUGUUUUCUCGUCAAUUUCUUAGUACUGGUCUGUUAUUACGAUUGUUAUAUUUUUAUAAUGUGAAUGCAUGUCGGAAUAGUGACAAAGAUGCUCUAACCGCUCUUCACCACCAAAUAUAUAAUCUGAGAGAAAGACCAAACGGAGUUAAUGAAGCGCGUGAUUUUAUCUUUGUUAAUGAAGACUUCACGUUUGUAGCGCCACCGUUAGAAGAAUACGAAGAAGAAGGUGAUAAUGCGUAUUCGGCGUUUCCUCUCUUCCGUAACCGAGUGAAAUUUGAGAAUGCCUACGGUAAUAGUGGAGCAAGUCAAGAAGACGCAACUGAUCAAGCCAUCCUAAUGCUAAUUGCUCGUUUGCAAACUCAACAAUCACUCUUGUUCAAACCAGUUGCAUCAGGAGAAUAUCUGGAACCAUAUGUCGAAUGUAUAGUGGAGUGA